ACGCCAGUGGGAAGCGAUGGAACCGCUGUCGAAAAUUAUUGCAAAGAAGUACUUGCCAAGCUUUGAGAACUUUAAAGCAGCAAAUCUUGUAACGGACGAUGAAUAUCGAACCGUAAAGAGAUGCAAUCUGAACGAUCUGCUCGAUACGGAAAACAAUCCCACGGUACUGGACCGGAUCUGCGAAGGAGAGCAAGUGCAGACGGCCGAGUUUUAUAAUCAGCAAGAAAAAUCUUACCACCGGAAUGUGGCGAAGAUAUAUCGCAAAAAUAGGGCCGUUUCUCCGGGACCUCCAACUGUUAAUCCUGCGCCACCGCCACCGCCACCGCCACCGCCUGCCGUGCCGGCUAUCGUUGAACCGGCAGUUCAGCCAAUCCCCAUGGAAGGUCCGCUGGAACCGGUCCGAUCGAACGAGGGCGUCAAUGCGGCAGCAGCACCGAACGAUCCAUACCAGCUGCGGGGAGAAAUCAACGCCAUAGCAACGGUGAUGCCAUCGGCGGUGGAACUGCUCCCCCAGGACGAUAACUUUGGCAGCCAGGAGGCCGAUGGGGCACGAGAGUUUUUGCAGCUGUGUACCGACGAAGAGUUGCCGCCGAUGUCGCUGAGACAGUCGAUGACGCGGAAUAUGUUGCUGUCUCAGUUUCCAUCCCUGCCGGCGGUCGCCCCAAUGGUGGACAACUUCCAGACCAUUGAUCUGAAUACGCCUUUGUUCAGGAGACCGCUGGGAACCAGUACACCGUUCCUCCCGGUUACGGAGCUCACUGCACAGUUGGCGUUGCCCGAGUUACAGGAAUCUGGCCUCAGGGCGCGCAAGAACCACAGCAAGAUCCAGCGGCUGAAGUUGUUCCGAAUAGAUCCGGAGAAGUUACUGCUUCAGCAGUGCAGCCAAGCACUGUGCCUCCUUUGA
Anopheles merus is the source of this 904-nucleotide messenger RNA. RefSeq lists its product as uncharacterized. The transcript has 3 exons. Bases 17 to 904 code for a protein of 295 amino acids. The record is from RefSeq and is a predicted model, not a curated record. Lineage: Eukaryota; Metazoa; Arthropoda; Insecta; Diptera; Culicidae.